Molecule: messenger RNA, 3521 nt
Organism: Daucus carota subsp. sativus
Lineage: Eukaryota; Viridiplantae; Streptophyta; Magnoliopsida; Apiales; Apiaceae
Product: pentatricopeptide repeat-containing protein At1g79540
Exons: 3
Coding region: 146-2551 (801 amino acids)
Molecular function (GO): protein binding
Source: RefSeq, a predicted model, not a curated record
AUUAUAAUGGUAAUUUAUGCAUCACCUCCAGGAGACCCAAAAUCGAUGCGCCGUCUUGCUUAUUGUUCCUUGGCAGGAAAGAUCAAACAGCUUGGAAGCAAUGUACAACUACUAACAUUUGAAUCAAUUUUGUUGUUUUCAAGACAUGAAACUCUUUGUGUUAUCCCCCAAAUCACUAAACCAUCUCUACAUUCGAACUAACACUUCAAUCUCACAUCAUCAAUCUCGUUACUCCACUACUUGUUCUAUCUCAGACAACAUUCUCAACUUAAUCUCAACCGUUAAUCCCAUGGAACAAGCCCUUGAAAAGGUUGUCCCAUUUCUCAACCACGAUGUCAUUUCUUCUGUUCUUGAAAAUAACACUGACCCACGUCUAACUUUUCGUUUCUUUAUCUGGGCUUGUCGUAGAAAACAGUUUUGUAGAUUGAAUUCACAUAAUUUUGUUGUUGGUAUGCUUGUUAAUAAUGCUAAUGCUUUUGAUUUGUAUUGGAAGGUUUUAGAAGAAUUGAAUAGUUGUAAUGUGUUGAUUCAUUCUAGUGCAUUUACUGUUUUGAUUGAUGGGUAUUGGAAAGUGGGAAAGGCUGAUAUGGCUGUUGAAGCUUUUGGGAGGAUGAAUGAUUUUGGGGUUAAGCCUGAUUUGUUUACUUAUAAUAUGCUUUUGCAUAUUUUGGUUAAGAAAGAUGUCAUCUUGUUGGGUUUGGCUGUUUAUAAUAUGAUGUUGAAGUCGAAUAUUGAUCCCAAUUGUUCGACCUUUAGUAUUUUGAUUGAUGGGCUGUGUAAAAGUGGGAGCACCAAGGAGGCUCUGAAGUUGUUUGAUGAAAUGACCGAGAGAGGGAUUGUGCCGGAUGAGAUUACACAUACUGUUAUUAUUUCGGGGUUGUGUUUAGCGGGUAGGGCUGACGAUGGGUUGAGGUUGUUUAAUACAAUGAAGGUUAGUGGGUGUGUUCCGGUUAGUGCUACGUAUAAUACGUUGCUUAAUGGGUUUUGUAAGUUAGGGAGGAUUGAUGAGGCAGUUUUGCUUUUGGAGGGUUUUUUUAAGGAGGGGUAUGUUCUUGAUCUGAAUGGGUAUAGUUGUUUGAUUGAUGGUUUGGUUAGGGCGAGGAGGUAUAAGGAAGCUUGUGGUUUGUUUUUAAAUGUUCUUAGAGUUAAUAUUGAGCCUGAUGUUGUGUUGUAUACAAUUAUGAUUCGGGGGUUAUGUGAAGAGGGAAGAGUAAUGGAAGCAAUGGCAUUGGUAGAGAAAAUGAGAGAGAGGGGGGUGACACCUGGUGUGCAGUGUUAUAAUGCUCUGAUUAAAGGGCUAUGUGGUAAGAAUUUAAUGGAUGAGGCAAGAUCCCUUCUGGAUGAUGUUUACAUGGUCGAUCAAUUUCCAGACACUCACACUUGUACCAUUUUGAUAUGUGGAAUGUGUAGAAAUAGUCUGGUAAAGGAAGCAUAUGAUCUUUACGAGAGCAUGGAAAUACGUGGAUGCUAUCCUUCUCUUGUGACCUUCAAUGCCCUUAUCGAUGGACUAUGUAAAGCUGGCGAGCUUGAAAAAGCUCAGCUAUUAUUUUACAAGAUGGAGAUUGGGAGAAAUCCUUCGUUGUUUCUUCGGCUUUCUCAAGGUGCGAAUCAGAUUCCUGAUAGUGAAAGCCUCCAGGAAUUAGUUUCUAAAUUGUGUGAGGUGGGAAAAGUUCAUAAAGCUUACAAGCUACUUAUGAAGCUUUCUGAUAGUGGGGUACUGCCAGAUAUUGUGACUUAUAACAUAUUGAUUAACGGAUUUUGCAAGACGAAAAACAUUAAUAGUGCUCUGAAACUCUUCAAGGAGCUCCAAUUUAAGGGGCAUUCACCGGAUACAGUUACAUAUGGAACACUCAUCGAUGGACUCCAAAGGGUUGACCGAGAAAAAGACUCCUUUGCUCUCGUUGAUUUAAUGACUAGCAAUGGGUGUGCUCCUAACGCAUCAGUUUACAAGACUCUCAUGACAUGGUCUUUUCGAAGGAGAAAAUUUUAUUUAGCCUUUACUUUUUGGUUCAGGUAUUUAAAGAGCCUUUAUGGUCAGGAAGAAGAAAUUGCUUCGAUUGAAGUAAUGUUCAGUAAUGGAAAUUUUGAGGAGGCAGUUCGGAGUUUACUUAAAAUAGAAUUUAAGUCAAGGGAAUUUGAUUCUGCAUUUUAUACAAUAUUUCUAAUUGGAUUAUGUCAGUGGCAGAAAGCUGAGGACGCUUUAAAAAUAUUCUCUAUUCUCGUUGAGCAUGGGGUCAAUUUGACUCCUGCAAGUUGUGUGAUGUUAAUCAAUAGUCUUUGCAAAGAAGGGAUGUUAGAUCAGGCAGUAAACAUCUUUGUCUAUAGCAUGGAGAAAGGUUUUAUGUUAGGUUCUUGGAUUUGCAGCAAGCUUAUAAGGUCUCUUCUUAAAUUGGACGGCAAAAGAGAGCAUGCAUUUGAUCUUGUGGGAAGAAUGAAGUGCGUGGGAUAUGAUUUAGAUACCCAUCUUACUCGAAAUACAAAAGGGUUCUUACUUAGAAUUUCUUACAUGCAGCAAAACGAGACAGUAAUUGAUGCAUGUACAGUUAGAUAGCGUUAGUUUCAUGAGGAAGAGUUGAUUAGGCCAGUAAAUCUACCUGAUAAAAGGUGUCUUCAUUCAUCUUUUUCAGUUUGUGACCCCUAAUAUCCAUAUGUCCUGAAUUCAUCAAGUGGGGUACAGCUCCUGCCAUGAGUACUUUUUGUAAUGUGUUUGGAUUCUGAGCAGGGAAUAAGAUGAUUGAUUUUGGAAGGAAAGAUGUGGAAAAAGUGAAAGAGGAUGAUCUAAGAGAGUAUCAUCAAGAACUAGGUUUUUGCUUGAGUAAUGACGACUAUAAUUUGAUUUAAAACUUUCUGGAAUGGAGUCAGUGCUAGUGGUGCUGCAGUGACUGUGGAUAUCACGGUAGCUAUAGGGAAGGGGCAUGAUCUUUCUGCAAGAGCAAAGGCAUGUACUUGGAAACUAUAUCAUUGUUCAGAAAUGUUUACCAGAAAAAUAGAAUUGUACUGGCAGGAUAAACCGGAAAACACGUAGAAUAGUAAGCUGAUUCUCCUAUUCUUGGUCAAAGUGGGUAAAUUCUGAGGCAUGCAGGUAUGUAUCUAGAGGACCUGAUCAGUUAUCAAUUAUAGGACUGUAAACAACCAAGCUAUGCAUGAACAAGCUCGAGCUCGGCUCUUUUAAAAUUUGAUUUCAAAAUCUAUGAAUAUGUUUCUGAUUAAUAAACAAGCUUGAUCCAAGCUUCAUACUUGUUAGGCUCGUGUUCCUCGGGCUCGUUCAACUCGGUUCGGUUUGUUUAAAUUCGAUUAAACUAUAUAUCUUAUAAUAAUAAUUAUAUUAUUUUUCGAAUAUAUGUAUAUAUUUAUAAAAGUAUAAUUGUUCGUGAACUGCAUCACUCGGCUCAGAGUUCAGCCCGACUUUAGUUCACAGUUCGACUCAAGUUUGCUAAAAGUCAAAGUUCAGCUAAACCACACCUAGCUGCAUAACUUUUAGAAUUGUUGCCUUGUAAUCUUGUAAACUGUUUCCUGCUGUG